Notechis scutatus (mainland tiger snake) is the source of this 2269-nucleotide messenger RNA. The record is from RefSeq and is a predicted model, not a curated record. Lineage: Eukaryota; Metazoa; Chordata; Lepidosauria; Squamata; Elapidae.
UAGGCUGACAAUGAAUGGCUGCUGCUAGUGCUGCUCGGAGGGCGAGGGGAGCAGAGCCCCUCCGUUGAGCGAGAUCUUCCCUCCUCUUCCCCCCCCCGCCCUACUUUUGCACAGAGAGAGCAUGUAAAACGGUUGAUUGCGUGGACUACUUCACUUCUGCUACCUCCUUAAUGGAAGGUGUGGUCCUAGGGUUCAUAUGGCCUAUGAACCCCUUUUUUUGUGGUCUACAGAGGCCCUGGAGAUCACACUAUCAAAAUUUGGCAGCUAAGUAUCAAAUUGUGGAGAUGGAAAGAAAGAAGAACAGAAAACCAAAGAAAAAGCGUACCCAUCUGGGUGAGGAGGAGGAGAAGAGGAGGAGGAUGGCUCAGUUUCUCCAGAUGGAGAUCCCCAACUUUGGUAAUAGCAUCUUGGAAUGCCUGAAUGAGCAGCGGUUACAAGGGCUGUAUUGUGAUGUCUCAGUGGUGGUGAAAGGCCAUGCUUUCAAGGCACACCGAGCUGUGCUGGCUGCAAGCAGCUGCUACUUCCGGGACCUUUUCAACAACAGCAAGAGCACUGUGGUAGAGCUUCCUGCUGCGGUGCAACCUCAAUCCUUUCAGCAGAUCCUUAGUUUCUGCUACACUGGCCGCCUAAGCAUGAAUGUGGGUGAUCAGUUUCUGCUCAUGUACACAGCAGGGUUCCUGCAGAUCCAGGAGAUUAUGGAAAAGGGGACUGAGUUCUUCCUGAAGGUCAGCUCGCCCAGCUGUGACUCGCAAGGCCUGCACACUGAGGAGGCGCCUUCCUCUGAGCCACAGAGCCCCGUGGCACAGACAUCCACCUGGCCUUCCGGCAAUACGCCCUUACCCCUGGUCUCGCGUGUAAAGACAGAGCAACAGGACUCAGACUCUGUCCAAUGCACAUUUGUGGUUAAGCGGCUCUGGGAAAGCAGUCAGAAGGAAGGGAGUAGUGGCGGCAGUAAUGGCAGCCGCAAAAUAGCCAAGAUCUCCUCCCAGCAGGAGUUGAGCGGUGGGAACCGGCAGGUUCAGCAGCAAGUGCAACAACAACAACAACAACAACAGGUCCAGCAGCAACAACAGCAACAGGCUCAUCAGCAACAACAGCAGCAGGCAGCACUAACGGGGGGAGGUGGCGGGGCAGGCAUGGUCAGUGGCCCCAGUACUUCAGACCAGACAAGCCCUGGCACCUCCAGUGCUUACACCAGUGACAGCCCCAGUUCCUAUCAUAAUGAAGAAGAUGAAGAGGAAGAUGCACCCGAGGAAGGCUCCGAUGAGCAGUACAGACAAAUCUGCAACAUGUACACAAUGUACAGCAUGAUGAAUGUAGGGCAGACAGCAGAAAAAGUAGAAGCACUGCCAGAUCAGGUGCAGUCAGAGUCUCGCAACCGGAUACGAGUGCGGCAGGACCUAGCUUCACUGCCUGCCGAGCUCAUCAACCAGAUUGGAAACCGAUGCCAUCCAAAGCUGUAUGACGAGGGUGACCCAGCUGAGAAACUGGAACUUGUGAUAGGUACUAAUGUGUACAUCACUCGGGCGCAGUUGAUGAAUUGCCAUGUUAGUGCUGGGACACGGCACAAAGUGCUUCUCAGGCGGCUACUAGCAUCCUUUUUUGACCGGAACACCCUUGCCAACAGUUGUGGCACUGGAAUCCGUUCCUCCACCAAUGACCCCAGCCGGAAACCUCUCGACAGCCGAGUGCUGCAUGCUGUGAAGUUUUAUUGCCAGAACUUUGCUCCAAACUUCAAGGAGAGCGAGAUGAAUGCAAUUGCUGCUGAUAUGUGCACAAAUGCACGACGUGUUGUCCGUAAGAGCUGGAUGCCUAAACUGAAACUACUGAUGGCUGAAGGCGAUGCCUACACAACCUUCAUCAAUGACAGUGGCAAAAUGGAGCCAGACAUCAUGGGUGUGGAGCACAGCUUUGAGACCAGCAGCCAUGAUGGAGAUGCAGGCACCUCAGCCGAGGGCCUCCAGUGAAGUGUACCCACCUCUUUUUCCAGGCGAUGGUUUUUAAUUUCCUAAAUUUGAUUUUUUUUUUUUUUUUUUGUAGAAUUGUUUUCCACAUUUUCUCAUUUUCUUUUUAUUAUUGUUGGUUUUUUGUUUUUGUUUUGUUUUGGCAGAGGGGAAAGAAAGCAUUGUGCUAUCUCCUUUUUUUAAAAAAAACAAAGAUUCUUAAAUUUUGACCUUUCUUCCUCAGGCACUGCAAGUAGUUUGAGCUCAGAGGAGACCCUGCUGCUGCUGCUGCUGCUGUUGCAACUGCACUGGCAGUUCCGACUGGC